Messenger RNA from Triticum turgidum subsp. durum (durum wheat), 801 nucleotides. NCBI's taxonomy places the organism in Eukaryota, Viridiplantae, Streptophyta, Magnoliopsida, Poales, Poaceae. The record is from the annotation of a GenBank genome assembly.
AUGCUCCGCAACGUCCUCUCCGCGCUCGUCCCCAACUGCCCCGGCCUGCUCCACGUCUGCCUCCAGACCGGCCGCAAGCACUACGUCGACCCGUUCGAGCCCCUCACCCACGUGCCCCUCGCGCUCCGCCCCUACUCCGAGGACCUCCCGCGCCUCGACUACCCCGACCUGGAGGACGUCCUCCUCGACGGGCUCGCCAGCAACAACCGCGUCACCUGGUCCGUGCACCGCCCCACCACCAUCUUCGGCUUCUCCCCGCGGAGCGCAAGAAACGUCCUCGCCAGUCUCUGCGUCUACGCUGCCAUCUGCGGCAAGGAGGGCCUCGUGCUGCGCUGGCCAGGAUCCCGCGUCGCCUGGGAGGGCUUCAGCGACGCCUCCGACGCGGAGCUCGUCGCCGAGCACGCACUCUGGGCGGCCAUGGAGCCCAGUGGCAAGAACGAACCCUUCAACUGCAGCAACGGGGACCUCUUCAAGUGGCAGCAGCUAUGGCCGAUCCUCGCCAACCAGUUCGGUGUGGCGUGGACGGGAUACGAGGGGGAGGACCAGCGCUUCAUGCUGGAGGAGGCCAUGGCCGGGAAGGAGGGCGUGUGGGCGGAGAUCGUCAACGACAACGGGCUCGUGGAGACCGAGCUCAACGACAUCACCAACUGGUUCUGCGUCGACGCCAUGGUCAACGUGGAGCGGGAGAACAUCGACACCAUGAACAAGAGCAAGGAGUAUGGAUUCUUCGGGUUCCGGAACACGGUGAGGUCCUUCAAUACCUGGAUCAACAAGAUGAAGGUUGACAAGAUUGUCCCCUGA